GCCAUCUCUCGUCGCACCGACUACCCGCUCACACGCAACCAUGAGGCGGGGGCCCCCCUCGCUCUACUACGUUGAGAUGGCGGCCAACAAGCUCUUCGGAGCCGGCCCGGGAGACCAGAUAGAUCCUCCAGACCCUAACAUGUACUUCACGCUGAGUCGUGCCGAGAUCGCCCAGCUGGACUCGACGGUGUACAAGCUGACGCGCGACCUGGAGGUCCUUCACCAGUUGGCGCAGGAGCUGAUCCCCGACCAACGGGGCUACCAAGCACUCUACACCGCCAACCAGAUGGUCAACUCCAUCAUUGCGGGGAAUGAAAGCGGAGCCAGUGACUUGGCUGAUGAAUACUUCCGGAAGGGCAAUGGGAGAGCACACUUGGCGGUUAUUGGGAACUGCCACAUCGAUUCCGCUUGGCUCUGGCCUUACUCGGAAACCAAAAGGAAGGUUGCACGUAGUUUCUCAUCGCAGCUGAAGCUCAUGGAAGAUUACCCUGAGCACUUGUUCGUGGCUUCACAGGCGCAGCAAUGGGCGUGGUGCAAGCAGUAUUAUCCAGAACUGUUUGAACGAGUGAAAGCGCAAGUUACUGCAGGGAAGUUCCUUCCAGUGGGUGGGACGUGGGUGGAGAUGGAUGGCAACAUCCCCAGCGGAGAAUCUUUUGUCAGGCAGUUCCUUCACGGACAGACAUUUUACCAGAAAGAAUUUGGUGUUACUUGCAAAGAGUUCUGGCUGCCGGACACAUUUGGUUAUUCUGCCCAGAUCCCUGCCAUGAUGCAGCACAUGGGCCUGACACGUUUCCUGACACAAAAGAUGAGCUGGAGUCUUGUGAACAAAUUUCCCCACCACAAUUUCAUUUGGGGAAGGAUGGAAGCACGGUACGCGCACUGGAACUCCUCUCAAAUAUCCCGUCUCCUGAUCAGGGUCGAAGAGGCCCUGCGGACGGUGAACAACCUACAAGACAAGGGCAGGGCCGGGAUUUCCGCCUUCCUCUUUGGCUACGGCGACGGGGGUGGUGGACCCACUCAGGAGAUGCUUGAGAGACGCCAUCGCCUCCAGGACACCGAUGGCUGUCCAAAGAUGCAGAUGAGCACUCCGGACGAUUUAUUUGGAGAGAGGCAGCACAACUUCUGCCGAUGGGUAGGUGAGCUGUACUUGGAACUCCACAACGGCACCUACACUACGCAGGCGGCCAUGAAAAGACUUUGCCGGGAAGCGGAGUUUCGCCUUCGCGAUGCAGAGUUCCUCUUGUCAGUGGGAGUGGGCCAGCUGGGCAGCGCAGCCGAUCAGCUUCUCAGCGACAUGGAUGAUGCAGGCAGCAACAGGAUAGAAUUAGAUACUGCUUGGAAGAAGUAUUACCAAGAGGCCAUUGACACUGCACUCUCUGUCUGGACCAAGGCUGGCGAUGCCAUCUGUGGAACAAGCAGCUCUACCGAGCAGGUGGUGAUGAACAGCCUGCAGUGGCCUCGCAAGGAGGUGGUCAAAAUACCGGGGGAAUAUUCAGGGAAAGACCUGCUGGGUGUUGUGCAGCGCACAGAGGCAGGGGAGCAGUACGCCCUGGUUGAUGCGCCUCCCAUGGGAUCCAGUCCCGUCCUGGCCAGCACCCCAUCGCGAGAUGUCACUAUUACUGAAGCAAAUGGGUUCUUCACGCUGGAGAAUGAAAUGCUCAAGGCCACAGUCAACCCCUGGGGGCAAGUCGUCAGCCUCCUCGUGGCUGGAGAUGACAGAGACGUCUUCCUCAAGGCGGACGGCACGCAGCUGUUGGGGAACCAGCUGGUGCUCUAUGAUGACGAGCCUCUGUACUGGGACGCGUGGGACGUCAUGGACUACCACUUGGAGACACCAAAAGUCCUCAACGCCGAAGGGUCUGGCUUCGCGGUGACGCCCGUGGCGGUCGUGGAGAGCGGGCCUCUCGUCGCAAGGCUGAGGUGGAGCGUCGAGAUCAGCCCUGCUUCUACGCUCUCUCAGGAGAUUGAGCUCUCGAGCGAGUCUCCCUUCCUGGUGUUCAGCACGUAUGUCUCUUGGCACGAAAACAGGAAGAUCAUGAAGGCGCUCUUUGACACCAACAUCCACACCAACAAAGCGUCGUUUGACAUCCAGUUCGGCCACCUGGAGCGGCCCACGCACAUGAACACGUCGUGGGACUCCGCCAGAUACGAAGUGUGCGGCCACAAGUGGGCGGAUCUCUCAGAACCUGACUGGGGAAUGGCCGUCCUCAACGACAGCAAGUACGGCUGGAUGGCCAGGGCGCACUCGCUGGCCCUCUCGCUCCUCCGCUCGCCAAAAGCACCCGACGACCACGCCGACAUGAAGGACCACUUCUUCAAAUAUGCCCUCAUGCCUCAUACAGGUACCCUGCAGGAGGCGCAGGUGGUGCGACGAGCCUAUGAAUUCAAUAACCCGCUAAGGCUCCGUCACGCCCCAACGUCAAGCGGCUCCUGGUCGGCGCUGGAGGUCGAAGGCGCAGGCGCAGUGGUGCACACCGUGAAGGCCACCGAGGACGGGUCGGGCGACGUCCUGCUGCGCCUUUUCGAGAGUCACGGCGCAAAGACGAAAGUCACAUUGCGCAUAAAGUUGCCAGUGCUCGCGGUGAAAGAAAGUGACGGCAUGGAGGGAAUAGGACCGGAGCUCAGCAUCACGCAGGAAGACGAGGCCACGUCCGUCCCACUCAGCCUCACGCCCUUCCAGAUCCUGGCGCUUCGACUCUCCUUCAGCGAAAGCAAAAAGGAAAACUAGCAAAUUACAUCUGUGGUCUUCUUGCUUGAUUAUUCGUAUGAAAUAGUGUUGUUUAUGUGUCGCGCAUGAGUGGUUAGACAUACAUGGACUUGUACAAAUAUAGAGAUUUUGUACUGUAGACUUAGGUCAUCACGAGUAACAUGCGUCAGUGAAGAAAACUGGUAUUAAUGAUUGUCCAUUAGUAGCUGGUUCAUGUUCAAAAAGUGGCAGAUUAUUAUGUUUCUUUAAUCGUCGCCACGUUUCAUUUGAUCUAAAAUAACUUUGCUAAUUUCUCAAAAUGGGUAAAGUGAUGAAUAUGAUUAAGCCACUCCAGGUGUCAUGGCAGCAUGGCCUGAAUUCUCUGAGGAAUGGGAGUUGGCAAAACUGUAUUUGCUGAUCCAAGUCAUUAUUUGUUUAUGGCAGGUUUCGUUAUUGAUUUUUAUUUCGAGUAGAUGGUUAGUAAAUAUAGUGUCUCUGCAAAUGAUAAUCUAUCUACACUUGUCGAAAUUUUGGCCUUUUAAUAAUUCCGUUCAAACAGAAAUUUACAACCGAUUUCGGAAUAAUUUGCUUUCAUACGAGAAGCUGCUGUAUGUAUUAAUAAAUGGGCGCAGACUACACUUGCAUGGGCGUACUAGCUUAUCCACUGAACCUGGCAACUUGUAUGCGUGAGCCAUCGCCUAGCAACAACAAAAAUCUUGUAUUUUACCAUAAUGCGCAAGUAAUUUAAAGCGAUUAUGUUGUGGAAUUCAUGUGAAUAUAAUACAAGAAAAAGCAAA
Penaeus vannamei (Pacific white shrimp) is the source of this 3483-nucleotide messenger RNA. The record is from RefSeq and is a predicted model, not a curated record. Lineage: Eukaryota; Metazoa; Arthropoda; Malacostraca; Decapoda; Penaeidae.